Neoarius graeffei (lesser salmon catfish) is the source of this 1986-nucleotide messenger RNA. RefSeq lists its product as uncharacterized. Gene Ontology annotation, biological process: proteolysis. NCBI's taxonomy places the organism in Eukaryota, Metazoa, Chordata, Actinopteri, Siluriformes, Ariidae. Bases 163 to 1086 code for a protein of 307 amino acids. The transcript has 7 exons. Gene Ontology annotation, molecular function: serine-type endopeptidase activity. The record is from RefSeq and is a predicted model, not a curated record.
AACGAAACCUAAAAUGGGCGGAGUUUCAGUAGGCUCUCCUCAGACAUAUUUUAGGUGUUUGUGCUGUAUUUUUAUACUUUCUUUUUUGCUGUACAAACUCACUUACCAAAUUGUUUGGAGCUUUUAAGUCGAAUAAAGUUGGUUUCAGGGUCGUGUCAUAUAAUGCAGCUUUCUUGCUUUGGUUGGAUAUCUUGUUUGGCAUUGCUAGGUCUUUGGACAAGUAAUGCACAAGAAUGUGGUCAGUCGCCUCUACAGAGCAGAAUAGUUGGAGGAUAUGACGCAACUGAAGGUGAAUGGCCAUGGCAGGUUGAUAUACAGACCAUUGUAGGACAUGUAUGUGGAGGAACAAUCAUCGCUGAGAACUGGGUUCUGUCUGCAGCUCACUGUUUUCCAAAUCCUUCCGACACAUCCCAGUAUAUAAUCUAUGUAGGUCGUCUGCAGCUGAACGGCUGGAACCCAUAUGAGACGUCGCAUAAGAUUAAGCGUGUGGUGGUGCCAUAUGGCUACACGGACCCACAGCUGGGCCAGGACAUAGCUUUAGUGGAGUUAAAGAGCCCAGUCACAUGGUCUGAUCACGUCCAGCCUGUGUGCCUGCCAAAUGCAGAUGUUUCAUUUCCUGGAGGAAUGUUGUGCACCAUCACAGGCUGGGGAGACAUAAGAGAUGGAAUCUCUUUGCAGGGGGUGGGAACUUUGCAGCAGGUGCAGGUGCCAAUUAUUGAUCAAGCCGCCUGCCAAGAGAUGUUCCACAUCCAAGCGUCAGAGCAGGUUAACAUUCGCUAUGACAUGCUCUGUGCUGGCUUUCAAGAAGGGGGCAAAGAUUCCUGCCAGGGGGAUUCUGGGGGACCGCUGUUGUGCCAAACCUCUAGUGGCACCUGGCUACAGGCUGGCAUUGUGAGCUUUGGCCUAGGCUGUGCCCAGCCUAACCGGCCAGGUGUUUAUGCUAGAGUGUCAGCCUUUUCCAACUUUAUUACGAGCCACGUUCAGGGACUACAACUGCGUGGUGCAGCAGAUCACAACUGGACCAGCUGGCUCAUCAUACUCACCAGGACAGUAAUCGCACUAACUAUGGCACAGCUACUAAGAUAAUGUCAACUUAUCUAAUGCCAAGGGAAGGAUAAACUCAUAAACCUCAAAUGAUGUCAUAAAGAGGCAAUGCAGACUGUGAUUUGUAUUUGACAUACAGUAUAUAAUGUUCUACUUGCCUUUGCAUUCAGUGGCUACUCAGUGAAAUGUGCACUACUACUCGGAUUAUAGACAGUUAAGUUUAAUCAAAAGUGAAAUGCAGUUUGCAUGUUUAAACUCUAAGCAGACUAUUUUAUGAAAUGUCUAUCAACUGCAAGAUUUGACAAGUUGAGGAAAAUAGCCUUAAAUAGGUUAAUUGUGGGAUAGAUUAUUUUUUUUUAAUCUUGCCUUUUUAACUUUGUAACUGUGUAGUAUGUGUAUGCAUAUAUAGUAUGUAUGUUGUGGAUAUAUCUGCAUAUUCAUGUUAAUCACUUGCAUUAUUCAUUAUUUAUUUUUGUGCUGAAACCAACUCCAAUGUUAUUUGUCAUGCUGGUGCAAAAUCAUUCAUAUGAACACUAAUAUAUAACCAUAUUCAGAAAAUGCCCACUCAAACCUGCUUAGUAACAUCUACCUGAGCUGCUCUUAACACUACGUCAGCCAGCACUCUGAAGCGUGUCGUGGUGUUUACAUUUACCAUGAACAUCGUUCCAAGGCAAUGGUUGAUCUUUUUCAGUCUAUGUCCUUCUACACUGAGUGCUCAGUGUGCCAUUGGUGUUGCACCUAGUACAAGUACAGAACUUUUGUAGUGCUUCUACACUUGGCUGCAGUUAGUCUUAGCCGUCAAUAGGCAAGUCUCAAGUUUCUGUCUCAAAGGAUCAGACUUUCAGUUUUAAUAAAGAUUGUGGUACAUUAGAAAAUUGAGAUCAACCAAUUGCCUGUGACCCAGUUUAUCUUUCAGCAUAUUAAAAUGAUAUUCAAGUAAAA